UACAAAAUACUGCAAAGGUGCGGCAGAGGGUUGUUAUGAGAAUAUGAGGUAGAAUUUAACCAGUAGCUUUCGUGAUUUAAUACAGUCCAGUUCUUUUUCUUUUUUCCUCUUCUCUCGUCGUACUUCUUUUGAAAAAAAAUAAUGACUUCUUUCAAUUUUUUCCAUAGUGAAAUAAAAUUUCAUUCAAGUGCCUGCAAAUUUCCAAGAACCUAAAUCUCAACAACAAACGCUACAGGUUUCAUUUGCUCUUGAUGACGACAAUAACGGCGAAUUCAGUAAAGAAGAGAAUCUUACAUUGGAGAACGUGAAUUCGAAAAAUUUAACAAUGAUUCAAAGAGGUGUUUCAAUUAAUGAUGGACAAGAGGAACCAGGUGAAGAAGAUGAUUAUUCGAUUUCAGCUUGUGCAAUUAUUCAAAGACGAAAUUCCACUCGAAAAAGUAAAAAAAGACACAGAAGAAGAUCAUCUUCGCCAUUUAAUCCCGACAGUUUUGAUACCAACGUGAGACGAAGAUCUUCAGUUUAUACUACAAGUUCAGGAGAUACAGCAAUAUCCAUGGAAGAAAAAGGAGAAGAAUUGAUUUUUGAGAAAUUAAAACUUCAUAAAGAAGUUCUAAGUGGAAUAAGACAACAACCAUGGCCUCUUCGGAGAAAAAUUAAGCUCGCGAGACAAGCUAAAAUUUUUGUGAAACAACAUGAAGGUGCUCUUCACGACAGACUUGCCCAAAGACACAACACUCGAGAUAUUUUAGCAAGAAUGUCAAUUUUAUUGGAUAAGAAAUGGCAAUAUUAUAAACGUGAAAUCGUCAAUAUUCAAACAUUUCUCAUUCCCUGGGAGCAUCGAAUAAAAGAUAUAGAAUCACAUUUUGGAUCUGCUGUUGCUUCAUUUUUCACAUUUCUUCGAUGGCUAUUUUGGAUAAAUCUCGUCAUUUCUGGAAUUCUAACUGCUUUUAUUGCCAUUCCAGAAAUAUUGAUGGCAAUUCCAAAAGAUGCAGGCGAAAGAAAAAUAAUGCUUCCUGAGGAAGAAAUAAAAUCCAAAGAAUUAUUAACAUUAUGGGAAUUUGAAGGUGUUUUAAAAUAUUCACCAUUUUUUUAUGGAUGGUAUACAAAUAAAAAAUCGAAUAAAAUUUAUCAAUUGCCAAUGGCAUAUUUCAUCACAAAUAUCGUUGUCUAUACCUAUAGUUUUGUCGUCAUUUUACGAAAAAUGGCGAAAAAUUCACGAAUGAGUAAAUUGUCGGAAAAAGAAGACGAAUAUGCAUUUUCGUGGAAACUCUUUACUAGCUGGGAUUUUAUGAUUGGUAAUCCAGAAACGUCUAAUAAUCGUACUUCCAGUAUUACUCUUGGUUUUAAAGAAGCUCUUCUUGAAGAAGCUGAAAAAGCAAAAGAUAAACGAAGUUGGAAGACAAUAGUUUGUCGAAUAUUUGUCAAUUUAUCAGUUCUAUUUUUAUUGUCAUUGUCUGCUUAUAUUGUUAUUGAAAUUGUCGCAAGAAGUACACAGCCGGAAGCAAAUAGUAAUUGGUGGAGACAAAAUGAGAUCACAGUUAUUAUGUCACUUAUAAAUUAUAUUUUUCCAAUUUUCUUUGAAAUUCUUGGCAUUCUUGAAAAUUAUCAUCCAAGAAAACAAUUACGACUUCAACUUGCCAGAAUAAUGGUGCUUAAUCUUCUUAAUCAAUAUUCACUUAUUUUCGCAUUGUUCAGCAAAAUUGACAUUAUGCAAAAACAGCUUCAGAGUUUAAAACCAAAUAAAACGAAAGUUUCUACCUCAACAUGCAAAUAUUUUCCAAAAUCGUGUUAUGAAUUAAAUCUUCAAAAUAUGACAAUGACAUUGGCUUCAUUGAGUCUUGUUUUAACAAAUUCCACUCAAGUUGCGUCGCCCAUUGAAAAACAAAUUUCCAUAAAUGAUUUUCUCCAGGAAAAUGAAACAUAUCUUCAUGUGCCAAAAUUUAAUUAUUUCAAUGAUCUCUCUUCGUUAUCAACACAAAAUAAUCAUGUAGAAACAACAAAUGAAGUAACGUCUGAAUUUUCCGAAACUUCAGAAAUUUAUGAAGAAAUAUCUGAAAUUACUUCUCAAAUAUCUGAAAUAACUACUCAAAUAUCUGAAGAAACUUCUGAAAUAUCUGAUGAUGAUGAUCGAAAAUAUUCAUCAACUACUUCAUUGCAAGAUAGUGAUUAUCAAAAUUAUCUUUUUAAAGAUGAUGACGAUCCUCAUGUUGAUUAUACGUAUUAUGAUUUUUUAAAUAUUUCAGAUAAGACAAUUUUUGUGAAUGAAAAUAAAACUGAUUCCACCAUAAUUACGGAACAAGUGACAGAAUCAUAUCCAAUUAUUUUUAAUAAUAGAUGUUUUGUAAAAGUUUGUAAUGUUUCAUCUACUAUCUCAGAGGAGAGAGAAAUUUCUUCAAUUCCUCUGAGUCUUGAAAUUCGUACAAAACUUCGUCGUCUCUGUUGGGAAACUAUGUUUGGUCAAGAACUUGCAAAAUUGACUGUCAUGGAUCUGGUGAUGACUAUAUUGUCAGUCUUAACACUCGACUUUAUAAGAGCAAUUUUCGUUCGUUACAUGAACAAUUGUUGGUGUUGGGAUUUAGAGAAAAAAUUCCCUCAAUAUGGCGAUUUUAAAAUUGCAGAAAAUAUUUUAUAUUUAAUCAAUAAUCAGGGUAUGGUUUGGAUGGGUAUGUUUUUUAGUCCUGGAUUAAUUACCCUGAAUGUUUUGAAACUUGGUAUUCUUAUGCACAUUCGAUCGUGGGCAGUUCUUAAUUAUAAUGUACCGCAUAAAGUAAUUUUUCGUGCAUCCAGGUCGAAUAAUUUUUACUUUGCUUUAUUGUUGACAAUGUUGUUCCUAUGUGUUCUUCCCGUUGGAUACGCGAUAGUUUGGGUUGAACCUUCUUGGCAUUGUGGACCAUUUUCUCAGUACAAAAGAAUUUAUCAUUUGGGAACGAAAACUCUACAGCAAGCAUUACCUGAAAAAUUGCAAAAAAUUUUCGAUUAUAUUGUUUCACCGGGCAUAGUGAUACCAUUAAUAGUUUUGAUGGUAUUAAUUAUUUAUUACAUGGUUUCCCUAACUGGAUCGCUAAGAGAAGCUAAUAAUGAUUUAAAGAUACAAUUGAGACAAGAACGUACUGAAGAAAGGCGAAAAAUGUUCAAAAUUGCAGAAAAACGACAAGAAAUACAAGAAACUCCAUUUACACGAUGGAAAAAUAUUUUACCAUCGUUUAUGCCUUCACGAAAAGACACAGGAAUAUCAAUUGUCAAAGACGAAAGUGAAAAUCCAAAUGAAAAAAGUAUUGAAUUACCAGCUCGAGGAAUGUCAAUGACUUCAGACGCUGGUGAUAUUACUGAAGGUGAACUGGAAUCAUUACCUCAUGAUCAAAAUUUACGUAGUGAAUCUAUCCGGAAAUUAUGGCGAAAAGCAGCACGUUCCAAUAGUGAAUCAAAAAAUGUGGAAGAAUCAGAUUCUGCCAUACCGGAAAUUCAUAUCAGCGUUGCUGGAGAACCUGGAGAACAAUCAUCUCCCACGGUCUCAGUUUUUGAUGCUGAAUCACUGAAAAUGUCGCUUUGAAAGAUUAAUUUUUAUUUGCAACAAAUUGCUCUUUCAAAUAUAAAAGUAACACAAUUUGUUUUCGUUCAUUUAGUUUCUCAUGUUUAAAUAUUUAAAAAAUAAAAUAUUUAAUAAAAAAGAAAACAUGGACGAAAUAUUUUUUUAAUAAAUAAAUAACAAUCAAAAAUAUUAAAACAAAAAUUUUCAAAAUAGGUAUGUAUUCU
This is a messenger RNA of Leptopilina boulardi, 3753 nucleotides long. Its product is annotated as transmembrane channel-like protein. Lineage: Eukaryota; Metazoa; Arthropoda; Insecta; Hymenoptera; Figitidae. Gene Ontology annotation, cellular component: plasma membrane. Gene Ontology annotation, molecular function: mechanosensitive monoatomic ion channel activity. The record is from RefSeq and is a predicted model, not a curated record. The transcript has 18 exons. Bases 326 to 3550 code for a protein of 1074 amino acids.